UCGCUGCUGUAAAACUGUUGACUGUGAUUACUAUUUGCGAUGCGAUGACGAUGAAACAGUUGAAAGCAACAGCCAAGACGAUGCGUAAAAGCUGCCAACCGAAGAACAAUGUAUCGGAUGAAAAAAUAGAUCCAAUCAACGAGGGCGUAUUUUAUGAAGAGAAAGAAGUGAUGUGUUACAUGGCGUGUAUUAUGAAAAUGGCGAAUGCGAUAAAAAAUAACAAAUUGAGCUACGAUUCUGCGGUGAAGCAAGUGGAUCUUCUGUUGCCUGAGGAGCUAAAGGAACCUGCCAAAGCGGCGCUGGCCGCAUGCCGGAAAGUUGCCGAAGGAUACAAGGACAUUUGUGAAGCAGCCUUCCACACAACGAAGUGCAUUUACAACUUUAAUCCCGACAUAUUUUUCUUCCCUUAUUUUUCAGUGACAAUGAAAGAGAAGGAGACUUAUAUAAUUGUGGUAGCUACGUUGCUGACAGUAGCGAUCUUGUGCGAUGGGAUGUCGGUGAAGCAAAUGAAAUACAUGGCAAAGUUAACACGGAUGAAUUGUCAAUCGAAGACCAACGCAUCAGAUGGUGAAAUUGAUCUCAUCCAAAAAGGUAUAUUCAGUGGAGCUAGCAAAGAUGUGAAGUGCUACAUCGCGUGUAUGAUGAAAAUGGCCGGCACGUUGAAAGGAUCUGAUUUCAAUUAUGAAAGUGCCAUGAAGCAGGCAGACACAAUGCUACCAGACGAUAAGAAAAAACUGAUGAAAGAAGCGCUAAAGGCUUGCAAAAACUCAAGUGAUCCGUACAAGGACCCCUGCGAGGCUGCUUAUCACAUAAGUCAAUGUUUCUACAAUCAUAAUCCUGAGAUGUUUUAUAUUCCAAAAAAUCGUUUGACAAUGUCAAUUUAUAUUGUGAUAGCCACGUUGCUGACGCUAGCGCUGCUAUGCGAUGGGAUGACGAUGAACCAAAUAAGAGCCAUGGGGAAGUCUCUACGAAAGAAUUGUCAACCGAAGAACAACGUAUCUGAUGAACAAGUCGAUCCCAUCGGCAAAGGAGUAUUCAGUGGAGCUAACAAAGAUGUGAUGUGCUACAUCGCGUGUAUCAUGAAAAUGUCUGGCACGUUAAAGGGAGCAAAGAUGAAUUAUGAAAAUGCCAUUAAGCAGGCGGACACAUUGCUACCGGAUGACAUGAAGGAACCGGCGAAACAAGCGCUGACGGGUUGCAAAAACUCAGGAGAUCCGUACAAGGACCCUUGCGAGGCUGCUUAUCACAUAAGUCAGUGCAUCUACAACUUUAAUCCUGAUAUAUUUUAUUUUCCAUAAUAAUAGUUACACUUACCCAUUGCUGUUAUCAUUUUUAGGGUUCCGUACCCAAAGGGUAAAAAAUAAAAAUUCAUCAAAUCUUGUAUAACCUUCAAUUCAUCAAAACGGGACCCUAUUACUAAGACUUCGAUGUC
Molecule: messenger RNA, 1432 nt
Organism: Aricia agestis (brown argus)
Lineage: Eukaryota; Metazoa; Arthropoda; Insecta; Lepidoptera; Lycaenidae
Exons: 16
Coding region: 45-1298 (417 amino acids)
Biological process (GO): olfactory behavior; sensory perception of smell
Cellular component (GO): extracellular region
Molecular function (GO): odorant binding; dibutyl phthalate binding
Source: RefSeq, a predicted model, not a curated record